GUCGUUGUUUGGGCGUCUGCUGCAGCCCAGUCAGGUGGUCAGCGGCUGCAGCGGUCGCUUUUUCGCGCAUGGGUUUAUUUAUCUGAAACUUCACUGAAGCACAGCCAUGAACGUGAACCUACGUUUUAGGGAGCAGUGAGGAUCGGUGCACAACAUCGUUUUUACCCUUUUGUAAAAGAGUGCAACUUGAAAUGAAUCCUGCGUCGGUCGUUGAAAUAGACGUCCUUGUUGGAAACAACACCUUGAUAGAUCCUGAUGUGUUCCAGUUAUGGCUAGAAGGAUAUUCUGCUCAGGAUGCUGCAGCAGCCAUCCACAGAAAUCAAGGCAUGAAGGAGUCAGAAAUACCUUUGGAACUCCUAAAAAGUGACGUAAUAGAUCACUACAGGACACUUCAAAUGCUCGAGCGACUGUUGCAUAGCCCAGUUCAUCUUGCUGAACAGUGGACAUUCCAGCUUAUGCCAGAAACGCAAGAAAUGUUAAUAGAAAAGUACUAUGACUUCAACAACAGUGUUGUUCGGGAAUUCCUCGGUAAAAAACUUUCAUCUCGCAACCGGAAAGACCUGGACGAAGUUAGUGAAAGAACAGGAGUUGAUAUCAAAAGCUGUAGAAGGCAGUUUGACAACAUAAAGACAGUCUACAAAGCUGUCGAAGAACUGCAAGGCCCACUCCUGAAAAACAUUCGGACGCACUUCUUAUUACCAGAAGAUUUGGCAAAGAAGUACGCCGCUGUCGUUUACAUCACCCACAACCGCUUCGAAACUGGGAAGAAAAAGUUGCACUACCUCUCCCUCGACGACUUUAUAUUUUGCGCAAACGACAUGAUCAACGCUUGGAGCUGCAAGUCCCAGGGUGGCAAGGAUGACGAGUCUGAGUUGGAAAUAGACAAAGAUUUCCUUCAUAACCUGAGGGAAGUGAAAACGCUCUUGGACAAAGACCAUCUCGAUAAACUUAGAGAAGACAUAGCGUUUGCCCUGUGGAAUCGUGUUUCGAAGCACACCAUGCAAAACAUAGACUCCAGCUUCAAGUCAUUCACAAGAAUGCUGGUGAACAUUGCCAAUGGAUUGAGUCACAGCAAAGAACUGAGAGACUUCUUUGUGGAUCUCGUUGAAAAGAUAAUUGAACCGUGCCGUUCCGCACGAUGGACUCUGGAAGAGCUUCAAGCUUUUAUGGAUGCUUUCACAAAAUGUCCACAAAGUGUAGCAUUUGCCCAAGAACCACUUCUCAACGAGGCUUGGGUACGUUACAUCAGCACGUUGUCCAGGUGUGCAUGCCGCCUCUACGCUCACUGAACAUGAACCCCAUCUGCUUAGAGGAACAGCAAGACGAUCGUAGUCGGGCUAACCUUUCCCUUCAUAUCACAAUAAACAUAUUUCAACCCCAUGCAUUGGUUACAAUGUCAAAUAAAGAGUCAAAUGCAGUUUA
Ornithodoros turicata is the source of this 1422-nucleotide messenger RNA. It is a transcript of the gene Fibp, whose product is annotated as acidic fibroblast growth factor intracellular-binding protein-like. Bases 192 to 1289 code for a protein of 365 amino acids. The transcript has 9 exons. The record is from RefSeq and is a predicted model, not a curated record. NCBI's taxonomy places the organism in Eukaryota, Metazoa, Arthropoda, Arachnida, Ixodida, Argasidae. Gene Ontology annotation, cellular component: nucleus.